Molecule: messenger RNA, 2865 nt
Organism: Penicillium malachiteum
Lineage: Eukaryota; Fungi; Ascomycota; Eurotiomycetes; Eurotiales; Aspergillaceae
Product: ankyrin repeat domain-containing protein
Exons: 1
Coding region: 1-2865 (954 amino acids)
Biological process (GO): positive regulation of transcription by RNA polymerase II
Cellular component (GO): nucleus
Molecular function (GO): protein binding; transcription cis-regulatory region binding
Source: RefSeq, a predicted model, not a curated record
AUGGAUCAUGAUAGGACCCCUCCGUUAUCUACUAUUACUGAACCGGCAUCCAUCCACAGAGUCUUCAACCAUCAUAGACAAUAUCCUCAGCUUCCAAAAGGAUAUGAUGACUGGGAGAAGCAAAAAGAGCAAUACUGCCCAAGAAGUCUCCUACGGCUUUUAAACGUUGAGGGGCUCAAAGGAAAAAACACAAGCCAGCACCAGUUCGGUUAUGUCUUCUGUCAUCGUGGCCUCUAUGAACGUGCGCUAGGGAUCAUCGACAAUUCGGCGGCCGCAAUUGACAAUGGAACAAAGCAGAGAUUUUUUCUGCACGAGGUGGACGCAUUCAUCUGGGAAAGGCUAGAUAAGGCAUUCGUGGGCCAUGACAAGAUUCCACGACGUGUCACAGCUAAAGAGGACACAUGGACCUCUUACUCGCUCCAGGAAAUUCUCGACACAUCCCUUGUCACGAGAGGAGUGAAUACAGAGACGAACAAACCGGAUUUUGCGAGCUCAUACCUAGCAACCGAUCAGAAGGUGAUGGGUCUUUUGGCUACACUCUGGAACCAAAUACUCGAGCCUGAUGGCUGCACACUGCAGAUCGACCUGAGGGAUGAGGACUUCGCCAAAGCAAUAUCCUAUUACACUUUCCAUAUUUCCAAACCGGAUAUUCCACGCAAAUAUCCUACGAGUCGAGAGGGGACUUUGCUAUGGAGUGUUUUCCAGUCAACAAUUCUGAAAGGCACUACUAUGGGCUUCCCAUAUUACGAUGAUCUUUACCAAGCAAUCAGGGCCCACUCUAGGAAAGCAUAUGGGGCAAGUGUCUUUGAAACGAAGCACCUAAGCUCGUGUCCGCCUUUGAUCAUAGUAUUCUAUCCCAAGACGCUGAAAACCCUUGCAGAAGAAACAACAUCAGCGAGCUCGAGAUAUCCCAGACAGAGCUUUGAACCUCUUUACAAUACCUUCAUGAAGCAAGUUAUGUCCUUUGUGAAGGUUGGGGAUGGCAAUCACUUUAUACUUGAGAUCGUUCACAGCGGCCUUGGACUGGGUUACGAUAAGAAGACAGGAAAGGCAAUAAACCCUCUGGAUGGAACACCACUGAAGGACAAGGAAGUUAUCUACGAGAGCUGCAUCGACCGAGCCAUGAUUGAUGUCAGUUUGGAACUGAGAAGGAAAUACCCGCGUCUCUUGUUCUCAUCUUGUACACGAUUACCCGACGUCAUCACACCCAACGGAAAGUACAAGGCGAGUUACGACACAUCACGUUUGGUGAGGCUAGAGGAUGGCGAGGCUGGACUUUCAACCAAGCUGCGAGCUAUGCCUGGAGGGCUGUACCCGCAGUCUCACCUCGUUGUUGCCGAUGACCCAGCAGCGGAAAUUGCCGCGCGCACAUGGAUCGACCAGAGCUCUGGUUUGGAUCGACGCGACUUACUCAGGUAUCCUUACAACAGAUGGCUUGCUGGGGCCGAUAAAUCCGUUUUCGCUGCUAUGAACCAGCUUAAUAAUACCGACUUUCUGCCAAAUACAUUCGGGUAUCCCACGCCCGUAGAGUCCACAUCGGAUACCGUGGACGCCGGCGAUGAUAGUCCAAUAGACUACGGCGAAAGAGUCAGAUCGUGGUUGGAUCCGCUGAAUGCGGUCAAUUCAACGGACUUCGAUGGCGAGUCUCAAAGAAGCGGAAUCAACUAUAGCGGGGAGGAAGCUGGAUAUGAUCAUUAUAGCAGUUCUUUGGGCGACAGCCUCCACUUUUCCGAAAGUCAAUUUUGGGAAGACUACCAGGAACGUACCACCAGUUAUGUCAAGAAAGAGCGUGUGAUUAUUCCGGUAGCAGGCAGGACUUUCACAUUCAUGAGCGAAGCCGAAGCGAAACGUGCAGUGACCGGUUCAGCAACAUACAAAGCAGCCGAAAAUGACAAUGUGGAGGUCCUCGUGAAACUUCUUUCCAAUGGUGCCAACAUAAACGAUGUAACAGGACUUUAUAGUACUCCGCUAGCAGUGGCAUGUGCAAAAGGCCAUGAGAGGUCUGUGAAAUUGCUUUUGGAACCGGGGGCCGACAUUCACAAAUCAGGACCGUUCGGCUCGCCGCUGGAAAUUGCAUCUCAAAUGGGCCAUGUCAACAUUGUCAAAUUUUUAUUUGCGGCGUCCGGAAGAAGAAAUACGCAUAUCAAGCCUUUUGGGAAAGUAUCCACCAGCACUGCGCUUCAAAAGGCGGCUAGAAACGGACACGAUGAUGUUGUCAAGCUACUGCUGGAUAAAGGAGCCGAUGUCAACUUUACCGCGGAAAUGGGGGAUUUUACGGCUCUGCGUCUCGCAAUUUUAGGGCGCCAUAGUACUGUUAUCAGUCUACUUCUAGAGAAUGGGGCCGACGUCAACUUCCAGACCAACAUCUUUGGAAGUAUGUUAUACUUGCCAUGUUUAACCGGCGAUGUGACCACGGCCAAGCUACUGCUGGAAAGGGGAGUCAAGAUUGACUUCCCAAUCACAGGGGAAUAUAAUCCCCAAAUCGUCUCGCUCCUCGUGGAAGCCGGCGUAGAUGUACCCUUGAAUCAACCGAGGUUAUAUCCAAGGGAAGAUGAUCCGGCGCGGCAAGGGGUAGAGAGGACAUUGAAGUCCCGAAAGAAAUUGAAGCAAAUGUGGACACGGCAUUACGAGAACCCUGUUUCUCAACAACCGAUUGUUCCAUAUGGAACAGACUGCGGUUGUCUCAUAUGCUUCAUUGACAAAAAGGUCCAGUCAGAGAUGGGCGAGAAUCCGGUUCGCAAUCUCCCAUUCUCCCCUUGGACUACCCGAAGCCCCUCGAGGAGGAAGAAUCAGGUAAGCAAAGACCAGGGGACAAGAGAGAGAACGAACGAAUCGUAUGGGGAGCGGAGAGGAGGGAGACGAUAG